Messenger RNA from Alosa alosa (allis shad), 2141 nucleotides. RefSeq lists its product as uncharacterized. The record is from RefSeq and is a predicted model, not a curated record. Lineage: Eukaryota; Metazoa; Chordata; Actinopteri; Clupeiformes; Clupeidae. Gene Ontology annotation, molecular function: strictosidine synthase activity. The transcript is spliced from 9 exons. The coding region runs from base 160 to 1311 and encodes 383 amino acids. Gene Ontology annotation, biological process: biosynthetic process.
CGGUGCGAAAGACGGCAAGUUAGCUAGAACCAGUGAACCACUGGCUAGAACAGAGUUCAACUUUUGCAUGGCCACCAGACCACCGCCGGUGUAGACUGUCAGACGCCAGACGAACCUGCCGAACAGGAGUGAGGACGACCAGGUUUUAGAGAAGAAAUUAUGGCUGGACGCUGGGCUGUAGCAGUGGCGGUGGCAUUUCUGGCCGUCGCGGUUGGACUCUUUCUCAUACCCUCUCCUAUUGAUCCGGAACCAUACAUAUUUGAGGGGCCCCCACCCUCGUUGGAGGGGCCCCUGGCUGUCAACACUCGACUCCAGAGGGGACGCCAGCUCUUCGCUGGACAACUGAGGGGGCCUGAGUCCUUUACUGCUGACCAAGAUGGGAAUCUUUAUACCGGGACAGUGGAUGGGAAACUGUGGAGGAUUCAUCAGGACACUCUGACAUUCAUCACGCAGAUGGGACAAAACAUCCCUGAAUGCGGCAGCAGUAUGGACUAUGAGCCAGUGUGUGGUCGACCCCACGGUGUGCGACUGGAUGGCAGCGGUCAGCUGAUCGUGGCUGACUCCUACCUUGGCUUGUUCAGGGUGGACCCCAGGAACGGAGAGAAAGCGCUGCUACUGUCCAACAAACAAGGCUGUGACGGAAUCCCAUUCGCGUUCCUGAACGGUCUGGAACUCUCUCGGAAUGGAACCAUCUUCUUCACAGACUCCAGCAGUCGGUGGGGAAGAAGGCAUGUCAAGUUGGAGGUGAUUGAGACGAACCACCUGGGCCGCCUCCUGUCGUACGAGCCUGAGACAGGCCGGGUCCAGACCCUGCUGGACUCUCUCUACAUGCCCAACGGCAUCGCCCUCUCCCCCGAUGAGGAUUUCAUCAUGAUGGCCGAGACCAGCAUCGGGCGCAUCCUCAGGUACUGGCUAAAGGGACCUCAGGCCGGCACCAAGGACAUCCUCAUGAGCAACAUGCCCGGUUACCCUGACAACAUCCGCCUUAGCGACCGGGGCACGUUUCUGGUGGGCAUCACCACCAUCCGUUUCCGUGGGCGAGUCAUGCCCCCUUUCCUGGACCUCAUCGGACCCUACCCCGCGGUCAAGCGCUUCAUGACUAAGCUGGUUCCUCUGAGCUUGUAUAACAUGCUGCUGCCCAAAUACGGCCUGGUUCUGGAGCUGGGUCCAAACGCUGAGGUUCUGGACAGUCUGCAUGACCCGAACGGAACCCUCACCUGGGCCAUCAGCGACGUGUUCCAGCACGGAGGGCGGUACUACCUGGGCAGCACUGACCUGCCGUUCUUACCUGUGCUGGAGCAGUGGAGCUAAGGGGGAGGAGGAGACCGGGUGAAUGGACGCCAAUGAUAAAGAUGGACUGAUGCUAGUGAUUAUGUGUGUGUGUGUGUGUUUAUUUGUGUCAGUGUUGGGAUGGUGAUUGUGUGUGUGUGUCAGAGUGUGGUUUUAUCUUUUUCCCGACAUUAACAGAUGCAUCAAGAUAGAGUAACACAAUGGCCACUGUGAAGUCAUCCAGUGCAAACUCUACAGGUGAAAUCAAGGACUGCCUACUGGACUCCCCUCUUAACUGUAAAGUGUGAUUCACUGUUCAACAGAAAUGUGUAUUUUAUCUCUAUUCUAUGGGGUUGUACUGACCUCCUGUGGUUAGAAUGUGCCACUACAUGUUUGCCACACAUUUGCCCAGCAUUUUGAGGAUUUUUUUUUUUUUAAUGCUUUUUAUGUUUUUGAAUCAAUGAUCCACGGAAAUGUAUUGCACUAUGAAAAGUAAAGAGAAGAUGAGCCUGUUGACAGAACAGAGCUAAACUGGUCAUCUUCACUGGUCAAGAGGAAGAGUGACCCACAUACAGUACAUGACCUUUCUUUACAUGGAUUUAUCCAUUUGAUUGUCACAGAUUGACUGUGUAUGUGUAAUGUGAUUUAAGCCAACAGCUGUUUAACUGAAGCCUUCAACUGAGACAUGGUGGAUUUCUAAGAAGGAAAAUUAAUAUACAGCUCUGGAAAAAAUUAAGAGACCACGGCACAUUUUUCUGAUGUCAUCCUACGGUUGCUGAGUGACAUUUGAAUGAGUUGACGGACAAUUUGAAUAUGACUGUUAAUGUCAGUGGUCGCUUUGUUUUUUCCAGAGCUGUAUCUGUUCAGAGCUG